AUGAUGGGAUUGCCCCCAAGGCCGGGAGGGCACCGCAGGGGCCUGGGCCCAGCCAACGUGAGGCUCUCCCAGAAGGAGCAGCCCCAGCCGCCCAUCUGCACAUGCGGGGGGCCAGUGGCUUUGCCAUUGGAUUCGAUGACCUUUGCAAAUGACUUCGCGGUGGUCUCCCCAAGGUUGGAAUCUCCACACUCAACGAUGAGACGGUAUCCGGAGGAAGACAAGGGAAUGCCCACCAUUCCCAGGAAAUUCUGGUUGAGGAACAUGAACGAGAACGUGGUUGAUGGACACAGGACGGAAUUAUCAUUAAGAGCACGGCUACAGUACAGAUUAAAUCUCAGUUUCUUUCGAGUUCUCUGUAUCAAAACCGAGUUCCUGUCAAUGGGUCCUUUUUUGUACGCCAUUGUUUGCUGUGGAUGUGGUUUCUGUAGUGAUGGGACCGAGUGCGGAGAUCUAUUGGCUGCUGGCUUUACCCGUCUGUGUCUCUCAGCACAGAGCUCUUAUUCAGACCUCGCCGUGCCCUUCCUGCUCCCACUGUCUUGCUUUCUCUUCCUGACUAUUUUAGGGCACAAACAACGAAUUUCCUCCAAGCGGCCGGCCUCGGUGGUCCCCGCAUUCCUUUGGAUGAGCACAUCUAGUUGGGAAUUGGACAAAGCCCAGGCUCCUGGACUCGCACACAGCCUCCUGAAUCCUACCCUCGGACCUGGCUGGGCUUUGCUGGGGAGCGACCCGGGCGCGCCGGAGACCCCGGCUGGACACUCCAAUGACGGAAGCUUCGAGCUGUUUCUGCAAAGCUGGGGAGCGGGCUCCGUGCCCCCCUUCUCGCCGGACGCCCGGGCACCAGCCCCGCGCUGCCCGCUGGUCUGCAGGACCACAAAAGUUGGUGGCUGCGGGAACGGGCGCCGGGCGCCCCAGCCCGGGUCUCAGGGGACGCAGACCCCAGUCGGUUCCCGGGAGCAGAGCCCGCGGGACUCACGGCCGGCGGGUGCCCCGGUCUGGGGUGGGGGCAGGGGUCUGGGGAGUCGAUGGGGAUCUGUGCAGCACACCGAUAGCCUCGGGCAACCUGGCGAGGAACCCCCAUCUCAACGCUCUCGGCCGUCCCGCGCUGCGAAUUCCCUCCCGGCCCCCGCUUUCGCGGCCCAUUGGUGCCCCCCGCUCACCCCCAACCCCGCGCGGCUCGGCCUGGCCACCCCACCCCCCGUCCCGCCCCAGUGGGCCAAGCAGGUCGUGGAGAUCCGGCCACCCGCUGCUGGAGGCGGGGGCUGGGGGGGGGGGAAGCACCACAGGGGGGUGGCCCCCCGGAGCGAGCCGCUGAACUUGAGUCCCGCCCCCUCCCCGAGGCCUCCGCGGCGCCCCCAGCCUGCGCCUGCACCCGCGUGGCCCGACCUGCGGAAGUGCGGGCGGGGGGUGGGGAGCGGGGGGAGGUGUCGCUCGGCCGCAGACCCUGCGGGGGCUCGGGAGUGGGGGGCGGUGGUGGCUGCGCGCGGAGGGCCCGAGGUCCCCGCCCCCGCUCCCGACCCCCGGGCCGUCCCCUCCCCCUGCCCUGCCGCGGCUCCCGCGGCCCCCGGUGGUGGUGGCGGCGGCGGCGGCGGGGGGUGGCGCGCAAGCCGGGAGUCCAGGGCGCGGGUGUCUGUGCGCGCGGGGAGCGGGGCCCCGUGCGGCGCGCAGCCCUGGGCCCGGGCGCACCAUUCCGCCGCCUGCUCGCCGCCAGACGCGGCGCCCUUUCUGCCCGGGGCGGGGGCGCGCCGAGCCCCGCACCCCUCCCCCCAGGCCCGCGGGGCCCACCUGGGAGCGCGCGUCCCGCCCGGAGGGCGCGGGGCGAGGACGUCCUCCGCAGCCCUCCCGCCCCUUCCCCAGCGCCUUGCUUUUUUACAUUUAUUUAUUUUUUUUAAUUUUGGCUGACUGCUUCUUCUGAACCGACCGGCAGGUAUUUUUUUGACCUACUACGCGGGGUGAAUUGGAAUGGCUUUGAAGAUCUUCAUGAACCCCCAAAUCUUCAGUUGUAAAGAUGAAAGUACAUGGAGAGGCCUCCUUGAAACAUUAUCCUAGUGUGGAAUGAAUCCUUCUUCUGUCCGGACCUGAUAUUCCUCAGAAGGUCUGUAUGCUUUGACUGAUGCACUCUCUGUAUGCUAAGAUUCUAUCAACAUGAUACAAUAAUUUUAUGAAUAGGAAAUGAUACAUUUACAUAGUACAAAUUAUAUUAAAUUAUUUACAUAUUGUAAAUUAUAUUGAAUUGCAUAUUAUAUAUAUGUGUUAACAAACUAUAAUAUUGCUAAUAUAUUAACAACUCAUAAAUAUUGCUUUAGUUAGUGCCUCCUGUGUGCUCUUGGUUGGGGUAGAUUCUUGUGACACAUCGCUUACAUACAACACCCAGUGUUCAUCCCAACAGGUGCCGUCCUCAAUCUUCCCCUUUCCUCCGCAACCCCCAUCAGCCCUCAGUUUGUUCUCUGUAUUUCAGAAUCUCUUAUGGUUUGCCUUCCUCUGUUUGAAACUGUUUUUCCCCUCCCUCCCCUCUUCUGUUAAGUUUCUCAAGUUCCACAUGAGUGAAAACAUAUGAUAUCUGUCUUUCUCUGACUGACUUAUCUCACUCAGCAUAAUCCCCUCCAGUUCCACCUACGUUGCUGCAAAUGAGUGCCUCCUCUUUUUAAUUCACCUUGACUAUUUGGAAACUGUCAUCACAGGCCAUAUAUUAUUAUAAUUAAAAGUUUCUUCUCUAGGGGCAUCCGGCUGGCUCAGUGGGAAGAAUAUGCGGUUCUUGGUCUUGGGGUCAUGGGUUCACACCCCACAUUGGGUGUAGAGAUUACUAAAAAAAAAACUUAAAACAAAAGAUUCCAUUUUUUAAAAAUACUUAUUUAUGUUUGAGAGAGAGAGAGACAGAGUGCAAGUAGGGGAGGGGCAGAGAGAGAGGGAGACACAGAAUCUGAAGCGGGCUCCAGGCUCUGAGCUGUCAGCACAGAGCCCCACAUAGGGUUCAAACUCAUAAACUGUGAGAUCAUGACCUGAGCUGAAGUCGGGUGCCUAACUAACUGAGCUACCCAGGCACCCCAAGAGUGGGAUGUUUAACCAACUGAGCCACCCAGGUGCCCCCAAAAGAUUCUUUUCUAUAUCAAUGAAUACAUGUUAAGUACACUGUAAGUCUUUACAAAUGAUAAGUAUAUAGUAGGGUAUACUUUUUGUGUCAAAACCUAGAUCAUAGGGGCGCUUGGGUGGCUCAGUUGGUUAAGCACCUGACUUCGGCUCAGGUCAUGUU
This is a messenger RNA of Acinonyx jubatus (cheetah), 3247 nucleotides long. RefSeq names its product basic proline-rich protein-like. The coding region runs from base 1 to 1899 and encodes 632 amino acids. The transcript has 9 exons. The record is from RefSeq and is a predicted model, not a curated record. Lineage: Eukaryota; Metazoa; Chordata; Mammalia; Carnivora; Felidae.